GUUUGUUCUCAAAGAUCACUGCAGCAGUGGAAUCAAUUUUGCUAUUUUGGAACAUUACACCAGAGGAAGAUCCAAACCAGAGGAACCUUAAUCCUGUUGAUGUUCUGGACGUGUCGUGGUUUUACACCUGAAAUCAACCUGCAAGCAGCCAACAGAUACCUUCACCUCCGGCCAGAGUUUGUUUGCUGAAAAACUGAAGCAGCUAUGAGGUAUUCUGUCUCUCAUCUUCCAAGAGGGCUCGAAAAAAGGGGUGCUGGGAUCUGCUUUGUUGUUUUGCUCACCGUCAGCUUCACUUCCUUAUAUUUAAGAUAUUUAGCAUCCUUCGCUCCUCCAGACAACCUGCCGGUGGCCAGUGAAGGAGACCUGAGACAGAGCAUCAAUUUAGACGACACGCUUAACUUUGGAGUCAGACCAGAGGUUGAAACACGCACAUCUUGGAAAGCUCCAAUCAUCUGGGAGGGGAUGUUUGACCCCGAUCUUUACGACCAAACGCACAUCCAAAACCAGUCAUCCGUGGCCCUCACUGUAUUUGCUGUGGGAAGGUAUCUGGAUGCCUACCUCAAGACUUUCCUGACCUCUGCAGAAAAACAUUUUAUGGUGGGACUACAUGUGACCUAUUACGUGUUCACGGAUCUGCCAGAGAAGGUACCAAACAUCAAGCUCGCUCCUAAUCGAAGCCUGAAGGUUAUUCCGGUGGAAAAGCACUCCAGGUGGCAGGACAUCUCCAUGAUGCGGAUGAAAACAAUAUCAGAUGCCAUAGAAUCAGAGAUUCGUCACCACUGCAAUUACGUCUUCUGCUUAGAUGUGGAUCAGGAGUUUAAGGGAAGAUUUGGCUCAGAGGCUCUGGGGGAAUCUGUGGCCUUGCAACACGCGUGGUAUUACAAACUUCCAAAGCAUAGGUUCACCUAUGACAGAAACCCCAAAUCCAAAGCCUACAUGGAAACCGGAGAUUACUACUACCAUGCUGCUAUCUUUGGAGGCUUGUGGAAAAAUGUGAAGGAUUUGGCAGAUUACUGCUUUCUGAGUAUCAUGGAGGACAAACUAAACAGUGUGGAGGCUCUGUGGCAUGAUGAGAGUCAUCUCAACAAGUACUUUUGGCUUAACAAACCAAGCAGGCUGCUCUCGCCUGAGUACUGCUGGGACCCGGUUAUUGGUCAAAGCAAGGACAUACCCAUCACCCGCCUAAUAUGGGCACCAAAACAUUAUGCCAAACUUCGUACUCGGUAGAGUGGCUAGAAGAGCCACUCUACCGAGUACGAAGGAUGGGGUUGAGUGAAGCCAUGUGGUGAUGUAUGUUAGUUGAUUAGCUAUGUAGUAUUUAUUAAAGUUUGGAGCUUCUAGUCCUCCUAAGGAUUUAGGUUUUUUAAGGGUUGUCAGUUUUAUUCUUAUUUGUUUGUUUUCCCAGUAGAAUUAUGUGAUGAGUGUGUCCAGAUUUGUAAACCAGUUGGAUGUUGGUUGGAUGGGGAUCAUGUUAAACGGAUGAUAAGAUUAUCAUUUUUAGUGUAUUGUUUCGUCCGAGUGUUAAGGGGUGCGUUGUCCAGCGUGUGAGAUCUUCUUCUAUGCUUUUUAACAGAAGUGUAGUUGAUUUGGUCCAAUUGAUUGAGUUGUCAGAUAUAUUAGAGAAUGAGUUGAUGAGUUUUGUUACUUCGUUGGAUUUUGGAGGAAUAAAAUAAUAUCAUCUGCAUAAAGGCUUAUUUUAUGGGUUGUAGUAGAUGUGGAGAUGCCGGUGAUGUUAUUAUUCUGUCUGAUUGCUGCUGCUAAUGGUUCUAGAAAGAGGGCAAACAGUAGUGGUGAGAGAGGGCAACCUUGUCUUGUUCCACAGAGUAAUCUAAAGUUAGGGGAUGUUAUUCCAUUUGUGAUGACAGCAGCCAGUCAGGAGUUAUACAAUAUUCUUAUCCAUUCAAUGAAUGAGUGUAUGAUAUUGAAUAUUUUCAGUGUUGAGAAGAGGAAGUUCCAAUUUACCCUGUCAAAUGCUUUUUCUGCGUCUAGUGAUACCAUGAUUAAUUCUAUUUUUUUUUAUUUUGAAGGUGGUUCAUUAGAUAGAAGAGGCUUCAUGUGUUGCUAGCAGAGUUUCUUCCUUUAAUAAAUCCAUUUUGGUCCAGAUGAAUUAGAUUUGGAAUUACUUGUUCUAACCGGUUUGCGAAUAUUUUACUGAUGAUUUUGGGAUCUGCAUUGAUGAGUGAGAUGGGACGAUAGCUUGAGCACAGUGUAGGGUCUUUAUUUGAGUAUCUGUCUGUGCCUGGUGCUUUAUUGUUGGGGAAUUGUGAUAGAGCUUUUUUGUAUUCUGUUGAAGUGAAUGGGGAAUUUAGAGCAUCGAUUUGUUUGUCGUUCAGUUUAGGUAGUGAGAUGUUACUGAGGAAUGAGUUAAUUUUGCAAUGGCUAUUUUCUUUUCCAGGGGUGUAUAGUUUGCUGUAGAAGGUUCUUAAAGUUUGGUUUAUGGCUAGUGGGUCAUGAUGGGUGUUCCCAACGGGGUUUUUGAUUGCAGCAAUAGUGUUUCUUUUUUAUUUCUUCUUAGUUGGUUUGCUAAGUGUCUCCCUGCCUUGUCUUUAUAUGCAAAGUUAUUAUAACGUAGUCUUUGAAGUAGAAAUUGUGUUUUUUGGUUGAUGAUGUUGUCAAGUUGGAAUUUGAUUUCAUUGAUUUCAACCCAAGUAUAUCUUAAUGGUUGUCUUUUUUUUCCAGAAUGUCUCAGAAGGAUUGUAAAAAGAUAUGUCAAAUAUGCGUAA
Molecule: messenger RNA, 2723 nt
Organism: Sebastes umbrosus (honeycomb rockfish)
Lineage: Eukaryota; Metazoa; Chordata; Actinopteri; Perciformes; Sebastidae
Product: N-acetyllactosaminide alpha-1,3-galactosyltransferase-like
Exons: 6
Coding region: 205-1227 (340 amino acids)
Biological process (GO): carbohydrate metabolic process
Cellular component (GO): membrane; vesicle; Golgi apparatus
Molecular function (GO): hexosyltransferase activity
Source: RefSeq, a predicted model, not a curated record